UUGUAUUUUUUUCAUAAAUUCCUCAGACCACCUUUUUUCUUAAAUUUAGGGUAUCGUGCGAUUGCAACACCCUCAGAACUGCACGGAUUUUGGACAGUGUUCAAGAAAUUCGGUUCUGGAAAGGUGAAAUGGGCUCGCUUGUUUGAGCCGUCAAUUAAACUAGCCAUGAAUGGUUUUCCUGUGUCCAGUAACCUAGCCAUGCAACUCACUGAUAAGGAGGCCCUCAUACGAGCAGAACCGACAAUGACUUUACUCAACGAAGUAGCGUCAAGCAAAUCCGUCGGGUACGAAGUUCUGUAG
Molecule: messenger RNA, 300 nt
Organism: Cooperia oncophora
Lineage: Eukaryota; Metazoa; Nematoda; Chromadorea; Rhabditida; Trichostrongylidae
Source: the annotation of a GenBank genome assembly